This is a messenger RNA of Fukomys damarensis (Damara mole-rat), 2156 nucleotides long. It is a transcript of the gene Slc22a20, whose product is annotated as solute carrier family 22 member 20, pseudogene. Gene Ontology annotation, cellular component: membrane. Gene Ontology annotation, biological process: transmembrane transport. The coding region runs from base 1 to 1665 and encodes 554 amino acids. The transcript has 10 exons. The record is from RefSeq and is a predicted model, not a curated record. Gene Ontology annotation, molecular function: transmembrane transporter activity. Lineage: Eukaryota; Metazoa; Chordata; Mammalia; Rodentia; Bathyergidae.
AUGGCCUUCACAGACCUGCUGGAUACCCUGGGUGGCGUGGGCCGCUUCCAGCUCGUCUACACCGCUCUGCUGCUGCUACCCUGCAGCCUGCUGGCCUGCCACAACUUCCUGCAGAACUUCACAGCCGCCGUGCCCCCCCACCACUGCCAGCACCCCACCAACCACACUGCCACCAACGACUCGGGGGCCUGGCUGAGGGCUACUGUCCCCCUGGACCAGCACGGAGUCCCUGAGUCAUGCCAGCGCUUCACAGAGCCUCAGUGGACCCUUCUGAGACCCAACACCUCUUUCCAGGGGGCGGCCACGGAGUCCUGCAAACACGGCUGGGUCUAUGACCUCAGCGUUUUCCCCUCCACCAUCGUGACAGAGUGGGACCUGGUGUGUGAGGCCCGCACCCUCCGCGACCUGGCUCAGUCCAUCUACAUGGCCGGGGUGCUGCUGGGGGCCGCAGUGUUCGGCAGCCUGGCAGACAGGCUGGGCCGCAAGGCCCCCCUGGUCUGGUCGUACCUGCAGCUGGCAGUUUCAGGGGCCGCCACAGCGUAUUUCGGCUCCUUCAGUGCCUACUGCGUCUUCCGGUUCCUGAUGGGCAUGACCUUCUCCGGCAUCAUCCUCAACUCCCUCUCGCUGGUUGUGGAGUGGAUGCCCACCCAGGGCCGGACCAUAGCAGGCAUCUUGCUGGGCUACUCCUUCACGAUGGGCCAGCUGGUCCUGGCCGGUGUCGCAUACCUGAUCCGCCCCUGGCGGUGGCUGCAGCUUGCUGUCUCUGCUCCUUUCCUGAUAUUUUUCCUGUAUUCAUGGUGGCUGCCGGAAUCAUCCCGAUGGCUCCUUCUUCACGGCAAAUCCCAGAAGGCUGUGCAGAACCUGCAAAUGGUAGCUGUGAUGAAUGGGAGAAAGGAAGAAGGGGAAAGGCUGACCAUAGAGGUGGUGCGCUCCUACAUCCAGAAUGAGUAUGCCAGUGUCCUCACCUCCAACUCCAUCCUGGACCUCUUCCGAAGCCCAGCCAUCCGCAAGGUCACCUGCUGUCUCAUGGUGGUCUGGUUCUCCAACUCUGUGGCCUACUACGGCCUGGCCAUGGACCUGCAGAAGUUUGGAUUCAGCAUCUACUUGGUACAGGCUCUGUUUGGGAUCAUCGACAUCCCAGCCAUGCUGGUGGCCACCACCACCAUGAUAUAUGUGGGCCGCCGGUUCACAGUGGCCUCCUUCCUCAUCUUGGCAGGGCUCAUGGUCAUUGCCAACAUGUUUGUGCCCGAAGAUCUGCCGGCCCUGCGCACGGCCCAGGCGGCUCUGGGGAAAGGCUGCCUGGCCAGCUCCUUCAUCUGCUUGUACCUGUUCACGGGAGAGCUGUACCCCACGGAGAUCAGGCAGAUGGGCAUGGGCUUCGCUUCUGUCCAUGCCCGCCUUGGGGGCCUGGCGGCGCCCCUGGUCACCACGCUCGGGGAGCUCAGCCCCAUCCUGCCGUCUGUGGGCUUUGGUGCCACCUCAGUUCUGGCCGGACUGGCGGUCCUCUGCUUCCUGACGGAGACGCGCAACCUGCCUCUGGUGGAAACCAUCGCCGCCAUGGAGAGGAGAGUCAAAGAAGACCUUUCCAAGAAGGAUGCAAGCAACAAGAGUGAAGAAAUUUCUCUUCAGCAGCUGGGAGCCUCUCCCCUCAAAGAAACCAUCUAAGCUGCCAAUAGCCUGGUGCCAGCUGGCUCAGCCUGGUGCAGAUUGUUUCUGGGGCUUCCCCUGGGGUCUGGAGUGAGGUGGAGGGACAGCUGGGACCUGGUCCACUGAAUGACACCAGCGAAGAGCCGCCCCCAGGCCCGGGAAGGCCCUCAGAAGGAAGCCCAGCCCUCCGCAUUCACAAAGGAGAAAGCACCUUUGGGCUAUAGCAGUGAAAGUCCUGUUUUCCUCUCCUCCAAAUCUGCCCUGAAACCUCCACUUCCUCUGCUUCCGGAAUGGAGACAGCUGUGUCUUUUUCGGUGUAGGGUGACAUCUCUACCACGGGCUGUCCUUGGAUCAGCCCCACUUGACUUGAGGAACUUUCAGAACUCAUUCUGUUCCACCCAUUUGGAAAAAGUAAAUACUCCUUGGCUUGGAGCUUGCGUGUAUCCUCUUUAGGCAAAUGUCUCCACAGAAGGACUUCCUGCUGAUUUUUUCCCUUUUUUGGUGGUGGU